CACUUCCAGCAACAACAGCGCACGUCAGCGCUGCCCGGGCAGCAGUCGGGGCGGCGGCGGCGGCGGGCUCGGCCUCCUGCCGCGGCUCCUUCCCUGGGGCUGUCCGCCCGUCCGCGCCGCCAGGCCCGCGCAGCCCCUCCCGCCCGGCGCGGCCCUCGCACGGAGGCGGGCCGGGCUCGUCGCGGCGGCGGUUGGAGCCGAGCUGGCACAGGCUCGCAGAUGGGUCAGGGACUCUGGAGAAUUGCUAGAAACCAGCAAUUGCAACAGCAAGGAUACAGUGGACAAGGCUAUCUUACCAGAGAGCAUGGUAGGAGGAUACCUGCUAACAAUGUUUCCAGUACAAGCCACCGCAAGCAAGCCCAAGGAGGCAUUGACAUUUACCACCUGCUGAAGACAAGAAAAUCUAAAGAACAAGGAUUCAUUAACUUGGAAAUGUUGCCACCAGAGCUUAGUUUUACCAUUUUGUCAUACCUGAAUGCAACUGAUCUCUGUCUAGCAUCAUGUGUCUGGCAGGAUCUUGCUAAUGAUGAGCUCCUCUGGCAAGGGUUGUGCAAAUCCACUUGGGGUCACUGUUCUAUAUACAAUAAGAAUCCGCCUCUAGGAUUUUCUUUUAGAAAAUUGUAUAUGCAGCUAGAUGAGGGCAGUCUCACCUUUAAUGCCAACCCUGAUGAGGGAGUCAACUACUUUAUGUCCAAAGGCAUACUAGAUGAUUCACCGAAAGAAAUAGCUAAGUUUAUCUUUUGCACAAGAACACUGAAUUGGAAGAAGCUGAGAAUCUACCUUGAUGAAAGAAGAGAUGUUUUGGAUGACCUUGUGACGCUGCACAACUUCAGAAAUCAGUUUUUGCCAAAUGCACUGAGAGAGUUCUUCAGACACAUUCACGCUCCUGAGGAGCGUGGGGAGUACCUUGAAACUCUCAUAACAAAGUUCUCUCACAGAUUCUGUGCUUGUAAUCCUGAUUUAAUGAGAGAGCUUGGCCUUAGCCCUGAUGCAGUGUAUGUACUGUGUUACUCUUUGAUUCUACUUUCGAUUGAUCUAACGAGCCCUCACGUGAAGAACAAAAUGUCAAAGAGGGAAUUCAUCCGGAAUACGCGACGAGCUGCACAGAACAUUAGUGAAGAUUUUGUAGGGCACCUUUAUGACAACAUCUACCUUAUUGGCCAUGUGGCUGCUUAAAAGCACAAUUUGCUAGCACUUAAAAUUUGUAAUUUUCAAAAACUACAUCAAUUCAAGAUAUUAAUUAUUUUGUAGAGAUGGGGGUUAUUUUAGUGCUGGUCAUUCUAACCUCUGUAUGCAAUCAAAGUUUGUGUGUGUAAAUGUGUGUAUGUGUAAACUACCUUUUCUAUCUAUUUACUGUGGGAACAGAAGGAUUUUUUUUUCAUAAUUUUUUUUUAGUUUUGCACAAAACAAUGCCAUUAGUCUGACACAGCCAUUUAUGAAUGUUAAACUGACAUUACAGCCUAAGCUGAAAACGUGGUGUAUUUGUGCAUUAGAUCUGCUUGAAACUUUAAUAAGUUCAUUCUUUUUAGAAUACCAUGUAAUGUGUAUAUAUUUAACUAAAGAGAUUUAUAAUCAUAAUUAUUUUAUUGUAAAGUAUUUUAACUAAAAUUUCUCCUUUUAUCUCUUAAAUUAGUGUUUGACUUUCGUUUGCAUUUUUUUACAAUGCUGACUACCUCAGAUACUUAAGUUAGAGGAACAUUGGUCUGAAUACUACAAUAAAGUUUAUUCUAGGAGAUGAUAGAACACUUGUAAAUUAUCUAAGCUGGUAUUUUAUACUAUAUUUAUUAACUUGAAUUAGCAUGUUGCCAAUCUGCUAUUCACUCAAUUUUAAAUAUAACAGGCUCUAUUUUAGAUGAGCCCUGAUGCCAUACAAGGGUAGCCAGGGGAAAUCAUGCAGUGUACAGACAGGUUUAUGUUAUUUACAUACAUAACCUAUUUUGCAGUACUAGUUUUUGGGGACAGGGCAGCUACAAUCAUCUAUUCAGUGCAGUAAGCAAGAAAAAGUCUGGACAGGGAAAGUGGUAAGAGUGAAUAAAGUGCUGCUUUCAACUGGUUCCCUCAGUCUAGAAGUGUCAAUGAUGGAAAUGCCUUGGCAAAUGUAUACCAGAUGACUCGUUGCUAAAGCUGUUAAAAACUGACGGUGCAAGAUUAGAGCAGUGACUGUGCAGGAUUGGAGAACUGAAUAAAUUCAGAUUCAGAUACUGAAUUACUUUCUAAAUUGGAUUUUAAGCAGCUCUAAAUUUAUGGAAAUACUUCUAAAAUUACUUGGUUAGGUUUUGUCUUGACAUUUUCUGAAGUGUGGAGAGUAUUAGCAGUGGAACUGCUGUGCAUGUGCAGCAAUUGAAUAAGGAUUUGACUAGUUUUCGUUCAGACAACUCACAGAGCAGUGCUUUUCUUAAGUUGACAUAACAUGUAGUUGAAGUAAGAGCUGUUCCUGAUUGUUUACAUAAUAUUCAGCUAUCAGUAGCAUCUAGAUACAUCAUGGUAACAACUACAUUUAUUCUUUUUCCCUACCGUACCAUGAGGUGAGGUGGGAAGGUAUUCAUAAUCUGUAAAACAGAACUAAUCUGAGCUUUUAUGUAGAAAGCCUAUUGCAGAGCCAAGAAUUCAAUUCAGGAAUGACCCCUCACACCAUGCACUUUGCCUAUGCUGCUGCUGGCACCUAGGGAGUGUUAUGUUUGUUUUGGGUGUGAGGACAGUCCGUACAAGGACUACAUAAAUCAUGGGAAGAUAAAGUUGUAGCUAUCAUUGCUAUUUCAAGUGUUAAUAACUCUGCUCCACAAACCGAAAUGCAUGCAGAAAAGGUACUUUUUUAUGACAUUACCUUUAAUCAAGUGUAGAUGCCAUUGCAUUUAUGUAGCAUACAGAGCCAAAGCCAGGAGCCAGCAGUACUUCAGCCUUGUUCAGGCAGGUUUACAGUAUCACCUGCCUUGCUCAGGAUAACUACUCUUCACCCAGUGUUGUUUCAUUUAUUGCAGAAAGCCAAGGAUGUGUUCUGCAGUGGUCAAUUAAUCUCAAACACAAAUUAAGAAUUCAUGGUACUGUGGGGAGCUUUGUUUAAGGCACAGGUAUCUACUUCUGUAUGAUAGGAAAAAAAAUUGAAAAACUUAUAAUUUAUAAAACUAACAAUAAAGAACAAGUGUCUCUGGGCUCUUUAAAGUGGUCUGAAGUGAAGAGAGGAGAAUAUAGUUUUCUAAGAAACACUCCUCAAAGGUUAUUCACUUUAAAAGAAUAAUUCAGUGAAUUUUGAAAUUAGAACUUUUCUUGUUAGAAAGUAUUUUCUCCUCAAACCACAAAUGCAGAGCAAGGCUUAAUUCUGUUCUGACUUAUACUUAGGUUGACAUUAGUGAUACUAAUGUUGAUUUUGCACUAGUAAGAGAGUAUGAAUUGUUAGUCUGCAUUUCUCUUAAUUUCCAGUUACCCUGAUACAGAGCAAAGCCUUCAGGCUGACAGAACAUGUUUUUACUGGAAUAGAUGAGUACAUCUAUUAGCAAGAUUUAGAAAACUUGGGCCAGUGUAGCAGCCAAGGAGAUAAAUUAGAAACAGAAUAAUACAAUUCAAGUUUCCAUAAGACAAGUCCAGGGGAAAGGAAAACAAAACCCUAAUGACAUGCAGAUAACAGCAUCUGAUCUUCACAACAGGAUUUUGAACAAUGUUAGAGGAUUAGUGCCCAGCUCAUGUUAUGUUGCUAACACAGAGUGGAACAGAAAACAGCAAACACAGCAUGCCAAGAGUGAAUUCCCUCAGAGGCAACCACAAAACAACUAAUUAAUACAAACAUUUCUUCUGUCCUUUUUCCAGCUUGAGUCAAGCUCUAAAGUGGCUGAGAAGUAAUUUUUUGCAUUUUAGCAAUCUAGACUUUACAUGGAGUUAAACAUUUUUCUGUCUUAAAAGGAAAAAAAAAGUCUUAAUCAGGUGUAAUAAUACUCUUAAAAAAUGAAAAAAUAGUCUUGGUUGUCCUCCAAAACUUUAAAAAACAAAGUUUUGGGCAGUGUUUUCUUCAAUGCACUUGGUGUUUCCACGCACAUUUUAAAAUAAUAGUGCUUCAUUGAUCCAGGUGUCACUAAAUGAUGUGAUGUGGAAAUAGCUACUUGAUCAAGCACUUAGGUAGACGAUCUCAAGCCGAAUUACAUGAGCAUGAUUAUACUUAUAACUGCAAAGUAAUUCCCAAGCUGUUGUGAUUCCACCACUGCAUGUCCUUUGAACUUUGGCCAUGUGGUGUUGCCUUAACUCUUAAGUAUGCACUGUACAUAGCACUGAGGGAAGAAGUGAGCCUGCAGCCCAUCCCCCUGCAAACACUCACUGUUCUGUCCUAAAAGACACUGGAAGUGUUCUGAAUGGUCAUUUCUGAAAGUUUGGUAACUUCAGUAUACGCAAAUAUGAUAAAGACUUUUCUGUUCAUGUUGGGAAAAUGAGUGUACCUGUGUCCAUGUAAAGUGUCACACAAAUGCAGCUCAUGUUUGCUUUGAUUAAAGUCUGAGACUCUGAUUGCUUUUAUUGAAAGAAUAUGGCAUAUAUUAGAUAUUCACAUGGCUUAGCUGUAGAUAGCAUCUGAUAUUAUCUGUUUUCUCAAAUUAUUUCUGUCUAGAAUACUUUCCAUUCAAACUCUAAACAACACAUUUAUACAGUUCUGACUUUUUAAAAUAAAUCAAAACUGCUGCAACAUACAGAAGCCCAAACAAAUACAAGUUUGAGACAUGUUUGUUGAUUUUGAAGCAAGUGAGAAAUUUGCAUUCAGGAAAAAAAAAAUCCAAUUUUUUUCUCUUUAACCUUUCCUUCCACUCCCCACACUGGAAAAAGAAAAAAUGUAAACAGUUUCAAAAUACAGCUUUAAGAAAAUAAACUGACUAGCUGGACAAAUACAUGUUGCUAUUCUUCUUCAGUAUUCUGCAUUUUAUUAAUUUUCUUGACAUAAAUUUAUCAACAGUAAUUGCUCUCUUUUGAAGUGGUAAUAUUUUUGUUCUCUUUGUAAGGAUAUCAUUGUGCAAUCUGAUAUUGUUGAUAGCUCUACUUUUAGAAAACAAGUAUUAUUUUAAGCACUUAAACAAAAUUGAGGUAUACCUACUUGAUCAUGUUAAAAUGUCAAAAUUAUAAAAAGUAUUUGGGAAAAUCAGAUUUACUUGCCCUCUAUUGAAUUAGGAUUUUUUUUUUCUUUUCAAAAAUUUCAUGGAUGUAUUAAAACUAAUAAAUAUUAAGGCUGAUGACUUGUUCUCUGCCAUUGUAAAGUCUCCCACUCUAAGCUCAAAAUGGACAGCAAACAGAUAUAAAAUAUUACCUGUGUCUCACAUCAGCACAUUAUGGUUUCAUUUUGCUUUAAAGAGAAAUACAAACUUUUAUAAUCAUCAUGUAAUAAUGACUUUAGUAAGAAAAAAAAUUAUGUGAUAAUCUAAAAUUAUUUAUGAGAUGUUUAAAGUUUAGACUUGCCAUGUGUAAUUAAAUCAUAAUCAUCAAAUAGCUAGGAGUAGUUACAGAAGUGUGUCUGUAGAAAACCUAGAGAGAGAUCACAUUGCUCCUUUGUCACAUCAGUGUUUUUGCUAAUACUAAUGUUAGUAAAUUUGCAGUUUUCCUUUCUUAUUUAUAUAAAUAUGCUUAGAGAAAAUAUUUAAAUGGAGUACUUCCAUUUCCUAUGUGAAAUUUACUUGCAUUAAAAACAAACUUUAUGUACUUAAAAUACUAGAAAAGCAAAAAAACUUCAUUGAUAGAAAAAAGAGGCUCCUAAUUUUCAGUUGUGUGGUUCACUCAGAGACCCUAACAGAAAAAACAAGCAAAAAGCACUUUUCAGAUUCCUAGCAAUCAAAAAAAAUGCAUUUUUAAGCUUAAAAAUAGUGUAUGUGUACCUAACAGAAAUCAAGCAUGUUUUUGUGAAAGCAAUAUGGUCAGGAUACCAGUUAUUUUCAGAGAGAGUAUUCAUUUGUAAAAGUUAGCUUUCUUCUUGGCAGUGUUGGAGUGGAAUGUUGGAUUUAAUUUAAAAUGAUUAAUGGGAUUUUGUCAGACUCCCUGCCUUUACCACCACUGCAGUUUGUCAGCACAACAACCUGGGAAACCCGGACGCCGCUCUGUCGCCCAAAACUGCUUUCCAGGAAAAAAUAAACCCGAGUAACCAGUGCCAGGUACAUGUCGAUGGUAUUGUCUUUCAGCUGUUGAAAGUUUAACUCUAAGCUGGGACAUUUACACGUUCUGAGGAAGUGAACCUCAUUUGUUAUUUCAAAUUUUGACAGUGGAUACCAGUGUAAACUUAAAUUUUUAGAGCAAGGAUAGAUAUUUUUUUAACCUUAUGGAAAAUCCUAUAAUCCAUGCAGAAGAGAAAUACUUUAAAAGGGAAAAAAUAUGCACCAAAGCUGAUUUAGCUAAGAUUUUCUGGAGAAAGACCAUCUAUUCAAUCUGUAUAUUGUAUUCUGUUAGGAGGAGCUCAACCUUUGAGCACUAUGCAUGCCAGUAGCUUGCUGAGUGGCAAGGAAUGUUCUGUUGAACUUGAUGCAGAUGCAUCAAUGUGUAUGCCAAGAGCCAAAAUCUGACAAGUUUGCAAUACUUCUUACAUAUGACCAUAAUAUAAGCAAGUGAGUAACUCUUUUGAAAUGUAAGGUUGAUAUUGAAAAUUAUUUACAAUUUGUCUUCUUUGAUUUCCUUAUGGAAGAUUGUUUUGUUGGUCUACAGUUUGAGCAUUGUGUUUUCUUACAUAUGAAAUACUCAAAAAUCAGAAAGAUUAUUUCAAUUUCAAAAACAGCCUUUCCCUUCUGAGAAAACAUGCCUGCCUGUGCUGUGCAAGUCCUCCUGCAGCCACACAAUGCUGUAUCAAAAAACUGACCUUGCAUUCACUCCUGUGGACCCCUUUAGACACCAGUUCUAUACGUUAAAUGAGCAGGCAAAAAAAUCCUGCAGGCUUCACAGAGAUGUAGGUGGUGAAAAAGAGUUUGUACUGCUCUGCUGCACCAGGCAGAAUGUACUCUUUUAUGGGGCAUGAUGGCACAUGUAUUCUUUGCAUUACUUUUAUCUUAGCUAUUUUUAUGUGUUAAAAAAAAGUAUUUUCACAACUGCAGUUUCCCUGUCUUCGUAUCUAGAAUUCAGGCUAAUUUCCAUAAUUACAUGUAUCACAACUGAACUGAAAUAUAUUUUUAUAACAGAA
This is a messenger RNA of Oenanthe melanoleuca, 7123 nucleotides long. It is a transcript of the gene FBXO8, whose product is annotated as F-box protein 8. Gene Ontology annotation, biological process: regulation of ARF protein signal transduction. The coding region runs from base 220 to 1176 and encodes 318 amino acids. Lineage: Eukaryota; Metazoa; Chordata; Aves; Passeriformes; Muscicapidae. The record is from RefSeq and is a predicted model, not a curated record. The transcript is spliced from 6 exons. Gene Ontology annotation, molecular function: guanyl-nucleotide exchange factor activity; protein binding.